CCGAGAAAUGAAACGGAUGAACAUUGUUCAUCGUCAUUUUGCAUGGGAAAAAAUCGUCGAGUUCAAUUCGAAUUUUUGUAAUUGCAUUAACUUUUAUACGAUAUAGCUAAUCGGUAGACGCAUAAGAAUCAAACAAAUUUGUGCCAUUUUGUAAGCAAAUUAAGUGUCGAAUUCGUGCUGAGUGUUGUGAAAUCACCAAUAUAAAUUAACUUCCAAUGACGACGAUUCGCAAGAAAUUGGUAAUUGUCGGCGACGGUGCCUGCGGUAAAACUUGCCUUCUGAUUGUCUUCAGCAAAGAUCAGUUCCCCGAGGUCUAUGUGCCCACCGUGUUCGAGAACUAUGUGGCCGACAUCGAGGUGGAUGGCAAACAGGUGGAGCUGGCCCUGUGGGAUACGGCCGGGCAGGAGGACUACGACAGACUACGACCGCUGAGCUAUCCCGACACUGACGUCAUACUGAUGUGUUUCUCAGUGGAUUCACCCGAUUCGCUAGAAAAUAUUCCUGAAAAAUGGACCCCAGAGGUCAAACACUUUUGUCCAAAUGUUCCAAUCAUUUUGGUAGGAAAUAAGAAAGAUUUGCGAAAUGAUCCCAACACAAUUCGGGAUCUAGCAAAAAUGAAGCAGGAGCCGGUGAAGCCGCAAGAGGGUCGCGCCAUGGCCGAGAAGAUUAAUGCCUUUGCCUAUUUGGAGUGCUCGGCCAAGUCCAAGGAGGGUGUGCGAGAUGUUUUCGAGACGGCAACCAGGGCCGCGCUGCAAGUCAAAAAGAGGAAGAAGACCAGAUGCCUUUUGCUCUAAAAGAGCAAAUCCACAACAUGAAAAUCUUUACCACACACACAGCAACAACAACAACAGCAUACACACACAGCACACAGCAUACAACACACCUUUUACAACAAUAACGAGCUGAACAACCACUCAACAACAACAACAAGAAGAAGAACAACCAGAACAUCGGAUACGGAUACACGAAGCUGCACCACCCGACAGCAACAACAACAAAGGAGAAUCAGAGCUUGAUGAGCAACAAGAUACAAGAUACAAGAGGAGGGAGCAGCGGAAUAAGGGAAGGCAGCAUCAAGUAGAAUGUCAAAUGCGGAUUUGAUUUUAUAUACAGUCUAGUGUAGUUAUAAACCGAAGUAAACAACAGUAAUAACUAUGGCAUUAUUAUUUGUAACCCUAGGGCAGAGCAGAUCGAUCAGUCAGCCACUGCAAGCAAAUAUAUAUCGAUAUAUGUAAACAUA
Drosophila biarmipes is the source of this 1240-nucleotide messenger RNA. RefSeq names its product ras-like GTP-binding protein Rho1 (gene Rho1). The transcript is spliced from 5 exons. Gene Ontology annotation, biological process: small GTPase-mediated signal transduction; cell migration. Bases 216 to 794 code for a protein of 192 amino acids. Lineage: Eukaryota; Metazoa; Arthropoda; Insecta; Diptera; Drosophilidae. Gene Ontology annotation, molecular function: GTP binding; GTPase activity. The record is from RefSeq and is a predicted model, not a curated record.